This is a messenger RNA of Clarias gariepinus (North African catfish), 993 nucleotides long. Its product is annotated as trace amine-associated receptor 13c-like. NCBI's taxonomy places the organism in Eukaryota, Metazoa, Chordata, Actinopteri, Siluriformes, Clariidae. Gene Ontology annotation, cellular component: membrane. Gene Ontology annotation, biological process: G protein-coupled receptor signaling pathway. The transcript has a single exon. The record is from RefSeq and is a predicted model, not a curated record. The coding region runs from base 1 to 993 and encodes 330 amino acids. Gene Ontology annotation, molecular function: trace-amine receptor activity.
AUGAACCCGACAGAGUUUAACCAGUCUGAUCGCUGCGAGUAUUUCUCCUGUCCAGAGAGAUCUGUAUCUCCUGCAGUUUAUAUCUUACUGUAUGUGUGUUCAGCUGCUGUGAUUCUUCUAACAGUUUGUGGAAAUCUGCUCGUCAUCAUCUCUGUUUUUCACUUCAAGCAGCUUCACACACCAACAAACACACUUGUGCUCUCUCUGGCUGUGUCAGAUUUCCUCAUUGGUGCUUUCGUGAUGCUACCAACAUUUAUUUGGACAAUUGAGUUGUGCUGGAUUUUUGAUAGGGAAUACUGCAUCUCUUUGAUGAUCACUUCUUUUUUUCUCGUGAAUCAGUCCAUCUAUAAUGUUGCUUUGAUUGCUGUAGAUCGGUAUUUGGCUCUGUCAAACCCAUUUUUCUACACAAACACAAUCUCUCGGAGAACUAUGUGCAUUGUGGUUUAUUCUAACUGGUGUUUGUGUGUGUUGUAUUUCAUGGCACUUUUUUAUUUUAAUGGAAACUUUAUAAGUUUUGUAAUGUGUCCUGGAGAGUGUGUUUUCUUUCUGAAUGAGGUUUGGUCUAUAAUUGAUCUUGUACAUUCAUUUAUAUUUCCACUUUCUGUCAUAAUCAUAUUGUAUACUCUGGUUUUUGUGAUUGCUAAGAAACAUGCCACUGCUAUCAGAGAGCUUAAUAAUCACACACGGAAUAAAACACAGAAAAUCAACUCGCAUCCGAUGAAAUCUGAGAGAAAAGCAGCAAAAGUCCUCGGCAUUUUAGUGUCUGUGUUUCUGGUGUGUUUACUCCCAUAUUUUAUUUAUAGUUUGCUAGGUGGUGUUAUUGAGCUAAAGUUAGAGACAAUUCACAAAGUUCUAAUCAUGCUUUGUCUUAACUCCACUAUUAAUCCAGUUAUUUAUGCCCUGUUUUAUCCCUGGUUUAGGAGGUGCAUUAAAUUGGUUAUAACUCUGCAAAUAUUUAAAAGAGAUUCUGCAUUAAUCAAUGUUCUUUCAUAA